AUGGAUUAUCUGACCAUUGAAGCUGAGGAAGAAGUGAAAAAGCCUUGGAAGUGCAAUGAAUGUGGGAAGUUCUUCAGUUACUACUCAGCCUUUAUCCUACAUCAGAGAAUUCAUACUGGAGAGAAGCCUUAUGCAUGUGCUGAGUGUGGAAAGGCCUUCAGUCGGAGCUCAUCACUUAUUCAGCAUCAGAGAAUUCACACGGGAGAAAAACCUUACGAGUGUAACAAAUGUGGGAAAGCCUUCAGUCAUCGCACAUACCUUAUUCAACACCACAGAAUCCAUACUGGAGAGAAACCCUAUAAAUGCAAGGAAUGUGGGAAAGCUUUCAAUGAUACCUCAUCCCUAAUUAAACAUCAAAGAGUUCAUACUGGAGAAAAACCUUAUGGAUGUAAAGAAUGUGGGAAAGCCUUUAGUGACAGGUCGGGCCUCACUCAACAUCAGAGAACUCAUACAGGGGAAAAGCCAUAUGAAUGCAGUGAAUGUGGGAAAGCUUUCAGCUACUGUUCAGCUCUUAUUCAACAUCAAGGAACCCAUACUGGGGAGAAACCUUACAAAUGUAACGAAUGUGGGAAAGCCUUCAGUGAUCGCUCAGCUCUCAUAAGACACCAAAGAAUUCAUACUGGGGAGAAACCUUACAAAUGUAAAGAAUGUGAGAAAGCCUUCAGCCAGAGCUCAUCUCUUACAAAGCAUCUGAGAACUCAUACUGGAGAGAAACCAUAUAAAUGCAGUGGUUGUGACAAAGCCUUCAGUCAGAGUUCAUCUCUUAUUCAACAUCAGAAAACCCACACAGGAGAAAAACACUACAGAUGUAAGAAAUGUGAGAAAACCUUCAGUGUGAAUUCUUUCACCACCUGCACCAUUGGCUUCCACCUGAUCUUUGCCCCACAUUUGGAGGCCCCCAUCUGA
Messenger RNA from Puma concolor (puma), 906 nucleotides. Lineage: Eukaryota; Metazoa; Chordata; Mammalia; Carnivora; Felidae. The record is from RefSeq and is a predicted model, not a curated record.